Messenger RNA from Labeo rohita (rohu), 1032 nucleotides. Its product is annotated as CD209 antigen-like protein C. Gene Ontology annotation, biological process: biological process involved in interspecies interaction between organisms. Gene Ontology annotation, cellular component: external side of plasma membrane. NCBI's taxonomy places the organism in Eukaryota, Metazoa, Chordata, Actinopteri, Cypriniformes, Cyprinidae. The transcript has 5 exons. Gene Ontology annotation, molecular function: D-mannose binding; fucose binding. Bases 1 to 843 code for a protein of 280 amino acids. The record is from RefSeq and is a predicted model, not a curated record.
AUGGAAUUAGAGGACAUUUAUGAAAAUGCUGAACCUAGAGAUAUUAAGGACACAACUGGAUCUCAAACGCAGAGUAACAGCCAUGAUGAAGAAAAAGUUCAAAAGUUUAAAAAAGGAUGUAGAUCUUUGGCAUUGAUCACAGUGAGUCUCGGGCUCAUUUGUGUUCUUCUGCUGGUCUUCAUCAUACUGCAGCACAUCACCAUCACAGCAGAUAGAGACCUGAUAAAGAGUUACAAGAACACAGUUGAAGAGUUCAAUCAAACCAUCAACAGCUUACAGGACAGUUACACUGAUCUAAUGACUGAAAAAGACCAACUGCAGGACAACUUCAACUCUUUGAUUCAGAAGAAAUUAGAGCGGGAGACCAGAGUAAACAAUCUCACUGAUGAGAAAGGUCAGUUACAGAGAGAUUUUGACUCUUUGAGUCUGAAGAAACUGGAGUUAGAAAGCAGAGUCACAUCUUUGAGUAAUGAACUGAGGAAGAAAGCAUUCAAACGAGUUUUUUUCCCACCAUCAAGUCUGUGGAAGAACUGGUUUGACAGCAGACAGUACUGCAGAGAUCAUGGUGGAGAUCUGGUCAUUAUCAACAGUGAAGAGAAGCAGAGACACAUAUCUUCAUUUAUCAAGGAGAGAGUGUGGAUUGGUUUGUCUGACAUACAGCAGGAAGGCAGAAUGAAAUGGGUGGAUAAUUCACCACUGAUUAGAGGGUUUUGGUACAAAGGUGAGCCAAAUAACUAUGCUGGAAAUGAGCACUGUAUUGAACUAAUUCCUUCAAAAGAGCCCCUGAAGAACUGGAAUGAUCACUCAUGUUCAGUGAAUAAAAAAUGGAUUUGUGAGAUUUAGGGUUUCAUCCUGCAUUUUCAAGCUUUUACUCACCUUAUAUAUAUUGUGAAUGUAACAUUUCGUAACAUAGUGGUUCUCAUCAUGUGAAUUACUUAAAUAUUUGAUUUUUAGAACCAUAAACCAUGUCUGUACUUUGCCAACACUUGAUGUCCAUGUAAUGCCCUUGGUCCUGAUCUCUUAAAAUCUGUU